Molecule: messenger RNA, 641 nt
Organism: Triticum aestivum (bread wheat)
Lineage: Eukaryota; Viridiplantae; Streptophyta; Magnoliopsida; Poales; Poaceae
Product: auxin-responsive protein SAUR50-like
Exons: 1
Coding region: 122-511 (129 amino acids)
Biological process (GO): response to auxin
Source: RefSeq, a predicted model, not a curated record
UUUUGGCCAAUCCCCCUAUAUAAAUCGUUCCACCCCUUUCCUCUCCACCUCCCAAUUCCAAGCUUGCUACAAAUUCUUUGCAAAUUUGCAACUAGCUAUAGCCUGUGAGGUUUUGUGCACCAUGGGCAUGGCUGAGAAGAGUUCGGUGGCAAGGAAGGCCGGGUUGAUCACCAAGACGCUAGACCGGUGCCGGAGCACGGUGGCGAGGAACAAGCCAACGGAGGGCUGCUUCUCGGUGUAUGUCGGUGCAGACAGACAACGGUACGUGGUGCGGACGGAGUGCUUGAGCCACCCGUUGUUCCAGGCGCUGUUGGAGGAGGCCGAGGAGGCGUUUGGGUACGCGGACGCGGGGCCCCUCGAGCUGCCCUGCAACACCGAGGCGUUCGCCAAGGUGCUGGAGAAGAUCGAGGAGGAGAAGCAGAUGGUGGCGCGGAGGAGGCACAACCUUCUCAGGGGAAACUCCUAUCGGUCACUUGGCACAGGCUGGCCUAUGAUCGUCAGCCGGUCGUAACACAUGUCUUUGGAUUGGAUGAUGCCGAGUUGAUGAGCUUUGAGUUUCUGUUGAGCUCGCAUUCUCAUAUUAUCAUGUACACAGUUGAAAGCAACCUUAGCUCCCGAGUAUGGUAAACAACAUUACCAUA